Hypoxylon trugodes is the source of this 2556-nucleotide messenger RNA. Its product is annotated as complex I intermediate-associated protein. Gene Ontology annotation, molecular function: protein binding. The coding region runs from base 109 to 2487 and encodes 792 amino acids. The transcript has 3 exons. The record is from RefSeq and is a predicted model, not a curated record. Lineage: Eukaryota; Fungi; Ascomycota; Sordariomycetes; Xylariales; Hypoxylaceae.
AUUUUUCAAAGCUUUAUAGCGCUUAUCACCUAUCCCCGUCCUCCCCGCCGCGAAGCUAUUCCCAGCUUUAGCCAUGAUUAGCUCGAGUACAUAGUAUUACCUCCCACUAUGCGGUCGCAAUUGGCCCGCCAUGCCUUGCGACGGCUUCUUGCGAGCGAGGCAACGGCCACCCUCCCUGCCACAUUUCUCCUCCCAAGACCGACCACUCGUAUAUAUCCCAUGAGGUGUAGGGUUUCUAGGACUGUACAAAGAAGACAUUUUAUGAAAUUGUUUCAAAAACCUCCGCGGGCGUUAAAAGAGCUUGACUCCGAACCGGGAUAUGAGGUUUUGCUUCAAUUUGGUGCUGCACAAAACGAUAGUCUUAGGCCUCCUCCCCCGGCCGAACUUGUCGGAGCAUGGCGGGAAUUCUUUACGUUUAAGGCUCGGUUUGGCCGGGUUGUCAAUUCCACCCAGGCUAUGUGCGCCCACCGAGUGCUCCUCCAUCUUUCGAGUCGCUCUACCAAUGAUCCAAAUAUGCAAUUAUCCGACGAUGACCUUCGAAUUGCGAGGGAGUGUUUACUGAAAACACCGAGAGACCACUUUACCGACCAUCUUGAGCUUUCGACAGCGAUUUACACCGAGUUGAAGGAGAGGGGCACACAACAAGCAAAGGAUUUCUAUGCAUUAUUAGCUGCAUUAUCGCAAUAUGGGAAGGCUCUCGAAGCGAAAGACUUGGCGUUGGACUACGUUGGUAGAAAGAAGGGCGAGGAGCCUGACAUAGUCCGAUUGAGGCAUUUCUUGCCCGUUAUUCGGGGUCUCGCUCAGGAGGAUCGUGAACCGGAACUUCUCGACUUAGUUUCGCAGGCAAAGAAGGCAGGUCUUGAUUAUGAUCCGACCCUUCACGGCAUUAUGACCACUUUUUUUGCGCAACGCAAUAACGUCGGAGAGACGAAACACUGGUUCAAUAAACCGAUACAGAAAGACUUUCCCCCGGCUCCUACGACAUAUUAUGAGAUACUUAAAUUUGCGCUUCGCAAUGAUCAACAAGAAUGGGCUAUGGGUAUUUACCAAAAUCUCAUCUCCAGAUUAGAAUCGGGGCCUCUACGUACCAGCAAGCCUUGUUGGGAUACAGCCCUGCAAUGGGCUGUUUUAUUACUUGGAAAGGGGAUUGAUCAUGUUGAACAUAUGAUAAAUGUUGCUUACGAACAGAGUCGAGACAAACCGAAUUCUCAGCCCAAUACAGGGACAAUGAAUGGUCUCAUUAAGAUUGCUAUCGACAAGGAUGAUCCGUACCUGGCCGAACGGUUCAUCGCAUUGUCGAAAAAGCUAGGAUUUGAACCGAAUUACAAAACCUAUACACUCCAGUUAGAAUAUCGCAUACACGCCGGCGAUCUCGACGGCGCAUUUGCUGCCUAUCAAUCUCUCCAAGGCCUAGAAGAACCAACGAAAGACAGGGAACUACCCGUCUUAAAUUCCUUAAUCCGCGCCAUGUGUUCUGAAUCUAGUCCUAACCAUGAACGGGUUCUCGAUGUCACCAGUUAUCUCGAACAACGGCGUGUAACACUGGAACCUGAAACGGUGGUAUCUAUUUGUAUGGCGUUCCUGAAAAACGAUGAAACCUACGAAGUGAUAGAUACACUAUCACUUCAUACAGUCCACUAUAGCGUUGCAGAGCGCUCUAUGGUCCGAGAAGCCUUUGUGCAAUAUUGCACAGAUAAGAAGAACAGUACCGCUCGAGUAUGGGAUGCAUAUGCGUUAUUGCGCCAAUUCUUCCCCGAACUAGAGGUUGAAUACCGAGUAGCGAUCAUGGACUCCUUUUUCGAUAGGCGGCGAGCGGAUAUGGCUGUACAUGUAUUUGGUCAUAUGCGCGCUCACGACAACCCCCAUCUCCGCCCCACCCUAGACACAUAUGUCCGCUUCAUGGAAGGAAUAGGCAGGGCUCCGGAUAAGGAUGCUUUAAAAUCGGUUCACAACAUGUUGAAAAUGGACGCAGCGAUUCAACCCAACACGCUCUUAUAUAAUGCGCUCAUGAUUGGAUAUGCUGCAUGUAAUUUGCCCUACCGAGCACUAGAUUUCUGGAAGGAGAUCACUACGUCCCGUGAAGGACCAUCAUACGCAACACUUGAAAUUGCGUUUAGAACUUACCAAAUUACACCCGAUGGUGAUGGCCUCGCUGAUGAGUUAUGGGCCAAGAUACGGAGAAUGGAGAUCGACGUCCCUGAGAACGUUUACGCGGCGUACGUGGUAGCCGUGGCCGCACAUGGCCAUGUUACAAAAGCGGAGACGCUCUUGGAGGAUAUGGAUGAGGUGGUCGGGAAGCGGCCCGAUCUUCAUAACCUCGGUAUGGUGUUCAAUGUCCUACCCUCACAAGAGAAGAAAGACGAGUUCGAAACAUGGGCAAAAGAAGCCCACCCUAGAGCGUGGACAGCGCUAAGAGAAAAAUACGGCAGGAGGCGAGACGAAGAAGGGCUCGUGAUAUUUAAACUCCGAAGGCCGUGGAAGGCGUGAUGAUUGAUAUGAAUGAAUUGAUCUUUGUACAACAUUAUUCAUACAUAUAUUUAGAUGGCUAUCUCUGUA